AUGACUGAGGUCGAGAUUCCGGAAGUAACAACUUCUUCAGAUGAGUCUACCAGAAUUAUAGAGAAAAGUUCCAAGAUCAUAACUGCUUACCAACAUGCAUUGAUUCGUCUUCCUUCAGAAGGAUUGAAAAUUGUUCAGCUCAGACCAGAUGGAGUUAUCAGUUUGGGAAAAUUCGGAUCUUUUGAAGUAAAUGAAAUUCUUGGAUUUCCGUUCGGUCAAUCGUUUGAAAUUCUCGAAAACUUGAAAGUCAAGCCUACCAAAAGUAUUUCUCAGUUGCAUGACGAUGGAGAAGCUGGGGAAAACAGUGAUGAAGCUAUUGAAGACGUAGAAAAAGAGAAAGAUGAACUUACCAAGAUGUUUUCCAACAGUGCCGAACACAACCAGAAUAUCAUAAAUAUCGGCUCUAAGAUUCAAAAGUUGUCCAAUGAAGAAAUUGACGAACUCAAGAAGUCUGGUGCUACUUCCAAGAUCGGGCAGACCAUCAUUGAGAAGAUGAUUGCUGGUCAUGAAGGUUUCGAAAAGAAGACCAUUUUUUCCCAACAGAAGUAUUUGAAAAGAAAACAGCAGAAAUUUUUGAGGAGAUUCACUGUAGAGUACCUUGGUGCUUCGCAGCUCUUACAAUACUACAUUGAAAAAGACAUUCAAAGGGUUUUAGAUAUGAGUGAAGAAUCGUUAGGUUUGCUCAUGACUUACGCCAACAUCAGGCCUGGUGGAAGGUAUCUUGUUAUUGAUGAAACUGGUGGUGUCAUACUAUACGCUAUGAUGGAAAGAAUGAAGGGCCAAGGGUCUAUUGUUCUUGUACACGACAAUGAGCACCCUAACAUUAUUGCUCUUAGGCAUUCAGACUACCCUGAAGAGUCAAUUAAUAGUAUGAUCAAGACCAUCAACUGGCUUCAGUUUGUAGAGCCAGAUAAUGAGAAGAUUGAUUGGGAAGAUGCCACAGCAGAAGAAUUGGAGGAGAUGAAGCCUCUGAAGAGAGCUCAAUAUGAUAGAAGAUCCAAGAGAGCUCACGAAAUUAACGAGGUCAUAAAUAUCGUUCAAGAGGGUAACUUUGAUGCUCUUGUUUCGGUCAGUUCAUUACAUAUGCCUACACUUUUGGAACAUGUCCUUCCCACCAUUGGGGGAUCACGUCCUGUUGUGAUAUAUAACCAAUUCAAGGAAUUGCUAUUGGAAACACAGCACUUCUUGAUGUCUGACAAAAGAGUGUUGGCUCCUUCAAUUUUUGAAAGCAGAGUAAGAGCAUACCAAACCAUUCCAGGACGUAUGCAUCCGUUGAUGACCAUGAGAGGUUUUGGUGGCUAUGUGUUGUGGGGUACUAGAGUUAUUCCAAAGGAAAGUGGAGUACAAGCCAUAGGAAGAGGUAUUAUCAAGAGAAAGAGAGAAGAUACUCCUAGUACUGAGGAUGAAAAGUCGGACAAAAAACCCAAAGAAGAAUAA
Molecule: messenger RNA, 1437 nt
Organism: Scheffersomyces stipitis CBS 6054
Lineage: Eukaryota; Fungi; Ascomycota; Pichiomycetes; Serinales; Debaryomycetaceae
Product: tRNA 1-methyladenosine methyltransferase subunit
Exons: 1
Coding region: 1-1437 (478 amino acids)
Biological process (GO): tRNA methylation
Cellular component (GO): nucleus; tRNA (m1A) methyltransferase complex
Source: RefSeq, a predicted model, not a curated record